UUUAAUACUUGUUUCAGCAAUCUGCAAGCAAACUCCACUCUUCAUUCUUCACCAAGCAGUAGCAGCGCCUUACUAAUGAGUCGGCCGUCGUGAAGCAGCAACUCCCCAGUGCAUGCUUUCGACUAGUUGGUUAAAAAAGAGUGAGACGUUUGAAGAUUUUUCCAGCAUUCAUCAAUGGAGUACAGGAGAAUUAAAGAUCAGGACAAAAAUGAGGCAGUUGAUGAUGAUAUUGAGAGCUCACACGGGAAAGCUGUUUCAGGUUCCAUUAAUAAUGUGGCCAUAUUGGGGGCCGGCUCAGGUGACCGAUCUAAGUGGAAGCGCAAGUCAAUAGUCACACUUGCAUUGACUGUGCUGACAAGUUCUCAAGCAAUACUCAUUGUCUGGUCGAAGAGAGCAGGGAAGUAUGAGUACAGUGUUACAACUGCAAAUUUUUUGGUAGAGGCUUUGAAGUGUGCACUAUCACUUGUAGCUUUAAUGAGAAUCUGGAGAAAAGAUGGUGUCACUGAUGAUAACAGGUUAAGCACCACAUAUGAUGAAGUUAGUGUUUUUCCAAUUCCCGCUGCACUGUACCUCGUCAAGAAUUUACUGCAGUAUUACAUAUUUGCAUAUGUGGAUGCUCCUGGAUAUCAGAUACUAAAGAACUUGAACAUUAUCAGCACUGGUAUUUUGUACCGAAUUAUUCUUAAAAGGAAGUUAAGCGAGAUUCAAUGGGCAGCCUUCGUUUUACUUUGUGCAGGAUGCACCACUGCACAACUUAAUCCUAGUUCUGAUCAUGUUCUCCAGACUCCUUUUCAAGGUUGGAUUAUGGCUAUUAUCAUGGCCCUUCUGAGUGGUUUUGCUGGAGUUUAUACAGAGGCCAUAAUAAAGAAACGUCCCUCAAGGAAUAUUAAUGUUCAAAACUUCUGGCUAUAUGUCUUUGGGAUGAUCUUCAAUGCCAUUGCAAUAGUCAUUCAAGAUUUUGAUCAAGUCGUGAACAAGGGUUUCUUUCAUGGAUAUUCAUUGAUUACAGUUCUCAUGAUUCUCAACCAUGCACUAAGUGGUAUAGCUGUAUCAAUGGUAAUGAAGUACGCAGACAAUAUUGUGAAGGUGUAUGCUACAUCUGUUGCAAUGCUGCUAACAGCUGUUGUAUCUGUGUUCCUUUUCGGAUUUCAUCUUUCUCUCGCGUUCUUUCUUGGAUCAACUGUUGUAUCUGUCUCGGUGUAUUUACACUCUGCAGGAAAGCUCCAGAGGUAGCGGUACAAUAUUCCUUCACCCAACUCUUCCCGCUAUUGUUUCAUUCUUUUCCCCACCCCAACUCCAGAAUUGUUACUCGAAAGUUUAGAUUCAUUGUUGAUGCAGAGAUGAACGUUUUCUUGAUGGACCGUUGCGGUCUGCAAGAAAUUUUUUUUUUUAAUGAUUUCGACAAGAUUAUGCUAAUAGCAAUCCAAUGAUUAUGCACAUGGAAUUAAACAGGCUCAUUACUAUACCCCGAGAAUUAUUAUACGAUACAUCUUAGUUUGUUGUACUAUUAA
Messenger RNA from Ipomoea nil (Japanese morning glory), 1511 nucleotides. RefSeq names its product CMP-sialic acid transporter 4-like. The coding region runs from base 175 to 1233 and encodes 352 amino acids. Gene Ontology annotation, cellular component: Golgi membrane. Gene Ontology annotation, molecular function: pyrimidine nucleotide-sugar transmembrane transporter activity. The transcript is spliced from 16 exons. Gene Ontology annotation, biological process: pyrimidine nucleotide-sugar transmembrane transport. The record is from RefSeq and is a predicted model, not a curated record. Lineage: Eukaryota; Viridiplantae; Streptophyta; Magnoliopsida; Solanales; Convolvulaceae.